This is a messenger RNA of Mustela erminea (ermine), 7324 nucleotides long. RefSeq names its product vav guanine nucleotide exchange factor 2 (gene VAV2). Gene Ontology annotation, molecular function: protein binding; guanyl-nucleotide exchange factor activity. Bases 65 to 2971 code for a protein of 968 amino acids. The record is from RefSeq and is a predicted model, not a curated record. Gene Ontology annotation, biological process: cell migration; intracellular signal transduction; regulation of GTPase activity. Gene Ontology annotation, cellular component: cytoplasm. NCBI's taxonomy places the organism in Eukaryota, Metazoa, Chordata, Mammalia, Carnivora, Mustelidae. The transcript has 30 exons.
UCCUGUGACGGGAGCUUUGGGGACCCACGGGCACUGGUUUCCAUACGGGUCCCUUUGGGAUGUAAUGGGGCUCCAGGCCUCUCUGGGAGGGGUCGUGGUCUUCCCGGCAACCGGAUUCUGGGGGUGGCGGCUUCCUGCCCGGCUGCCUGUCGGGCCUCCUCUUCCCAGGCCUUUUCCUGGGGCUUUUCCUACGGGCCCCGCAGCUCACCGGGACUUUCCAGCUCACAGGGAACAUUUACGAGCACCUGUUGCCUGUGAUCCAUUGGCCCUCAGGGCGAGCCCUGGUGUGGAUGGGACCAGAGACACACGUGGGUACAGACUGAAGGUUCGCUGGUCUGUUUGCGGCCUGGAGGACGCUGUGUGCAUGGCUGGUGUCGCGGGCGUCCCCGCGGAGCUGGGGCCGUCACCCUCCUCUCCGCCCGGGAGCCUGAUUUGUCACUGCCACGCCUGCCCCCUGAGGCUUUCCGCGAUUUCACGUGUGCCGAGGUGGAGACUUUCACCGUGUCCCGACCGCUAUGAAAUCAGCGUGGGCCUCGGGGCCUCACAGGGACAGUUCCUGUGCCUGAAGAACAUCCGCACGUUCCUGAAAGUCUGCCACGACAAAUUUGGGCUGCGAAACAGCGAGCUGUUUGACCCCUUUGACCUCUUCGACGUCCGGGACUUUGGGAAGGUCAUCUCUGCGGUGUCCAGACUCUCCCUGCACCAUGUGGCUCAGAACAAAGGAAUCAGGCCCUUCCCCUCGGAGGAGACGGCGGAGAAUGACGAUGACGUGUACCGCAGCCUGGAGGAGCUGGCGGACGAGCAUGACCUCGGGGAGGACAUCUACGACUGCGUCCCGUGUGAGGACGAGGGGGACGACAUCUACGAGGACAUUAUCAAGGUGGAGGUGCGGCAGCCCAUGAAAAUGGGCAUGUCUGAGGAUGACAAGAGGAACUGCUGCUUGCUGGAGAUUCAGGAGACCGAGGCCAAGUACUACCGGACCCUGGAGGACAUCGAGAAGAACUACAUGACGCCCCUGAGGCAGGUGCUGAGCCCGGCAGACGUGACCGCCAUCUUCAUCAACCUGGAGGACCUGAUCAAGGUACAUCACAGCUUCCUGCGGGCCAUUGACGUGUCCAUGAUGGCGGGGGGCAGCACGCUGGCCAAGGUCUUCCUCGAUUUCAAGGAAAGGCUGCUGAUCUACGGGGACUACUGCAGCCACAUGGAGCACGCGCAGAACACGCUGAACCAGCUCCUCGCCGGCCGGGAGGACGUCCGGCAGAAGGUCGAGGAAUGCACGCUGAAGGUCCAGGACGGGAAGUUUAAGCUUCAAGACCUGCUGGUGGUCCCCAUGCAGAGGGUCCUCAAAUACCACCUCCUCCUGAAGGAACUUCUGAGCCAUUCCGCCGAUCGGCCCGAGAGGCAGCAGCUCAAAGAAGCGCUGGAAGCCAUGCAGGACUUAGCGAUGUACAUAAACGAAGUGAAGCGGGACAAGGAGACCCUGAAGAAAAUCAGCGAGUUCCAGAGUUCCAUAGAAAACCUGCAAGUGAAGCUGGAGGAGUACGGGAGGCCGAAGAUCGACGGGGAGCUGAAGGUCCGCUCCAUCGUGAACCACACCAAGCAAGACAGGUACUUGUUCCUGUUCGACAAGGUGGUCAUCGUCUGCAAGAGGAGAGGCUACAGCUACGAGCUGAAGGAGGUCAUCGAGCUGCUCUUCCACAAGAUGACCGAUGACCCCAUGAACAACAAGGACGUCAAGAAGUCUCACGGGAAAAUGUGGUCCUACGGCUUCUACCUCACUCACCUGCAAGGAAAGCAGGGCUUCCAGUUCUUCUGCAAGACGGAGGACAUGAAGCGGAAGUGGAUGGAGCAGUUCGAGAUGGCCAUGUCCAACAUCAAGCCAGACAAAGCCAAUGCCAACCACCACAGCUUCCAGAUGUACACGUUUGACAAGACCACCAACUGCAAAGCCUGUAGAAUGUUCCUCAGGGGCACCUUUUACCAGGGCUACCUGUGCACCAGGUGUGGGGUCGGGGCACAUAAGGAGUGUCUGGAAGUGACGCCCCCCUGUAAGAUCAGUUCCCCUGCAGACCUGGACGCCUCCGGAGCAGGACCUGGUCCCAAGAUGGUGGCCGUGCAGAAUUACCACGGCAACCCGGCUCCCCCGGGGAAGCCGGUGCUGACCUUCCAGACGGGCGACGUGAUCGAGCUGCUGAGAGGCGACCCUGAGUCUCAGUGGUGGGAGGGUCGGCUGGUGCAAACCAGGAAGUCGGGCUACUUCCCUAGCUCAUCCGUGAAGCCCUGCCCCGUGGACGGAAGGCCGCCCGUCAGCCGGCCACCAUCCCGCGACAUCGACUAUAGCGCCUACCCCUGGUUUGCGGGCAACAUGGAGAGGCAGCAGACGGACAACCUGCUCAAGUCGCACGCCAGCGGGACCUACCUGAUCAGGGAACGGCCGGCCGAGGCGGAGCGCUUCGCCAUCAGCAUCAAGUUCCACGACGAGGUGAAGCACAUCAAGGUGGUGGAGAAGGACAGCUGGGUCCACAUCACGGAAGCGAAGAAGUUUGAAAACCUCUUGGAGCUGGUGGAGUACUAUCAGUGCCACUCGCUGAAGGAGAGCUUCAAGCAGCUGGACACCACGCUCAAGUACCCCUAUAAGUCCAAGGAGCGCGCGGUCUCCAGGGCCUCCAGCCGGUCCCCAGCUUCCUGCGCCUCCUACAACUUUUCUUUUCUCAGUCCUCAGGGCCUCAGCUUUGCUUCUCAGGGCUCCUCCGCUCCUUUCUGGUCAGUGUUCACACCCCGUGUCAUCGGCACGGCCGUGGCCAGGUACAACUUCGCUGCCCGGGACAUGCGGGAGCUCUCGCUGCGGGAGGGCGACGUGGUGAAGAUCUAUAGCCGCAUCGGCGGAGACCAGGGCUGGUGGAAAGGCGAGGCCAACGGACGGAUUGGCUGGUUUCCUUCGACGUACGUAGAGGAGGAGGGCGUCCAGUGACGGCGACAGCAUGGAUUGGACUCGUGGGUUUUCUCGUGAGAGUCCAGCUCUGAAGUCUGUCUCUAGCCCUGUGACGCAGAGGGGACAUGCCCACCAGCCUUCCAGUCCUAGUUCGUAGGGAUGGGGAGGGUGUUCAGAAUCCUAAAUGGGAACCGGCCUGCUGUCCACCUGCCAUCAGGGGCCUGUCCUGGGUACGCUACUUGUACAUAGAGGCGAGUCGGGCCAGCCCUGCCGUGGCUGCCACCACCAGAGCGCUAAGGAGAGGGAGCACCAGUGGCAUUCUGAGCCGGGCUCUGGAUGACAGCUGAGGCCAGAGCUCUUCUUGCCCCUGUCCUGUUGCGACGGCAUUCGGCAGCCUAGGUUUGAACAGUAGGUGCCGGCCCAGGGAGGCCUGGGACGGCAGAGGGGACCUCCCCCAGCCCCUCCUGCUCAGCUGUGACGCUCAGCCUGCCUCCUUCCUGCUGCUUCCGGGGGGAAGCUUUGGGCCUAGAGAGUCAGAAGGGACCAGAGCCAAGCCGUUUGCUACAGCCCCUGCCCGGCCCCAGCUCAGCCCCAGCCGUGCUCGGGCGUAGGAGAAGAGAGCAUUGCUAGGGGGACUGUGCGGGCCCCUUGACCCCCUCCCGGCACUCUGCACUCGGGGUGUGCAGAGAGUACCCAGGGCGGGUCCCCCCUCCGGAGGGAGCCUUAGCGAAUGACGAAGUCGCCACCCCUGCUCCCAGUCAACGGUACUGCUCUUUGCCCUGAGUCCCAGGAGUGUGUCUGUCCUGUCCUGCCGCCAGGUGGAUACGCCUUUUGUAAGUCCUGAUACGGGGGAGAAGAAAAUGAGUUUCCCCCCACUCGGGCCCUGCUGCUCACAUUCCCCUCCAAGAGGAGGCCCCCCAGUGCGCCCCGGCAGGCGGCCCUUCUGGGUCUUCGGUGGCCUGCAUUGUGGUUCCUGAGGGUCUCCCCAGCUUUUGCACAGGAUGUUAGUUCGAGCCCUUGGCAAGUCUUCCUCCGGCAGCCCACGAACUGGGCCUAUGGUAAGGGCUCUUGGGGGAGGCCUUCCCCUGAACUCCCCCUCCUGACUCCUCCUGGCCUCUGAGCUCUGGCUGUUUUGUCCAGAUCCUUUACCUCUGCUGGAUGUUGCACGAGACCUAGGGACGCUGUCUCCCUGCGGGCUCCGUGCCACAGCCGCUGGAGAAACCUGGCUGCACGCGUCCCCUGUCCCUUGGUGGGCUGCCCUGCCCUGUGCGGGCAGGGCCGGGCGUGGGGAGGGCUAGCUCCUGCUGCGGCGGGAGCUGUUGCCACUCUGCACUCCUGGGCUUAGAAGUCAGCCGUGUGGCCUCCAGGCUCGGCUCCUGGGCCCCAUGUCCCAGGAUGGGGAGGAGGUGGGAGCGGUGGGGGGACAGUUAGCAGCAAGGGCAAGAGAGAAGGCCGCCGGCAGGUGAACAGAUCGCGUCCGGGGGCAGAAGGCCAAGGGGAGGGAAGCACGGAGCCGGGCUCGGAGAGAGCAGGCCCCAGCCCCGUCAUCAGGUGCACCCAGCACUUUGCGCACAGCCCUGGGCUCGGCCGGCCCAGCCAUGAGCCUGGGGUCGGGGUGGGGGGAGCCAGCCAGCCCCUUUCGUGUUUACUGUUGUCGAAGAGGUUUUGUUCUUGUUGUUUGUUUUUGGUUUGACAUGUUUGUAUUUAAGGGAAGAGAACAGUUUGUAAUUAUUUCAUCCGAAGCUCCGUGUACGUCUGAGUAAUAAGGCAGAUAUUUUAUAAUAGCAAGAAAACGAUGUGUAUUUGAGGUCAUCGUGAAACAAGUCAUCACGACAACGAAGGACACAGAGGAGACAGACGUCGGAACCCUGGGUUUUGCGAAUGUUUUGUUCGGUUUUUGUUUGCUUUGUGACCUGUAUCUGGUUGGUUGGGCUUUACACUGUGUGAGGCAGGGCUGGUGGGCUGGGGGCAGGCUGGGAAGCGGGUGGUUUCAGCAGGGGCUGGGAGGCCCUCCGGAGGGGCUUUGGACCUGGGGCCUGAGAUGAGCUGUGAACACUUAGGAGCCUGAUGCAUGCGGGUCAGGGAUCCGGGGGUCCCACAGCUGGUGACGACCCAAAUGGAAGACAAACUGUACAUUUGCCACUAGGUUUUUUCAGACCACAGUUUUUAUUGCAAAUAAACCUAACUUCUUUUCUGCAGGCAUGGCUGGAACCUUCUGUGUCCAGCAGAAACAGCCACACCUACACGCGGUCAGCCCAGGGUACACUGGCCUGGGUCAGACACAGGCCUAGGGCAGUGCCUCUGUCUUCCCAUUUGGGUGGGAUUCAACCCUAGCCCUGCCGCUCAGUCAUGUCCUUCAGCUCCUGAGCCUGUUUCUUUCUCUGUAUAUGUUGGAGAUAAAAAAUAAUAUUCUCUCUGGAGUCUGGGUCUGUGGCCUAUGACAGAGAAAAUCAGAACAGUCGGGCUGAGAUUGACUUCUCUUUUGUCCAGAUAAGGUAGACCAGGGAUGGCUUGGUGCCCCCACCCACCCAACGGAGGCUCCUCCCCUCUUCAGCAUGUACCGCUAUCCUUGCUAUGGCCUCAUGGUCCAAAAUGGCUGCUGGAGCUCCUGCCGUCAAGGCUGUGGGCAGAGGCAGAGGUUAGCACAGUUAGCUCCUUACCUGGAGCUGGGGCAUAUGGCCACUCCUGGCUGUGGCAGAAGCUGGGGACUGCAGGACUUAAGCUGGACACGUGGCCACACCUUCUCACUGUUACUGAGGGGACAGGAGAGUACUGAUCGGGUGGGAGACCAGCCCUGGGACCUACACCAGGGUUUGGAGAACCAACUGAGACCCGGAGCCUGGUGCACAGCUGGUGCUCAGCAAGUGUCAGGUUUUGUUGCAAAACAGGGAGGCAAGUGCAGGUGUUUGAGGUGACCCAGCGAGUGCUGCGUCCCACCCCAGUCCUGUUCUCCUGGACCCAGUGCUCCAGAGUGCAGGCUCACUCUAAGGUCCCUGAGAACCAGGUGGGGGAGCCUGCCUUUUCUGGAGCAGCCCCCUCUCUGAGCAAAUUUCUCAGGCACAAGGCCCCGAGAGGCCUGGUUGUCCCAACACCACCUCCCUUGAAAGCCAGCUCCUGUGCUGAGUUCUCAUGCCCACGCUGGAGAUGGAUGGGCCCAGAUGCUCGCUCAGCAGCCCCUGGGCCAGUGGUCCCCAGCUGCCCUGAGCAGGGCCGAGCAAGUCAGAAAGAGCCCCAGGCCAAGAAGCAGAGAGCCACGGUGCCUGGAGGGAAGUGUGGGUGGACUGAGGGGUGCUGGGGGGUGGGGAGCUUUAAGGGAGAACCUCAACGGCACUUGCUGUGGGGUCCAGACCCAGGAAGGGCGGGAAAGCCCAGGCCUCCUCAAGGGCCUGUGUGUGGAUGGGGGUUGGAGGCCAGGAGGGACGAGGAGCCUGAGGUUACCCCAGAAUGUGGGAAAGCGUCUCAGAGCCGCACACUUCUGGUCAGAGGGCCUGAUGCGUGUGGGGCUCUCUGGGAACCAAGGCAUCAGGCCCCUUAAUUCCGACAGAGUGGACUUCCCUCAGUGGGGCCACUGCAGAGGUUGCCGUGUGGAGCUUUAGGAAAGUUCCCUGGACAAGACACGGGAACCACCCAGUUCCUGAGGUGAGGCAGGCACUUCUCUCCAAUCCUGCACUACAAACGUGGGAACACCAUACAAAACACAAGAGGAGAAGAGGCUGAGCUUGGAACAAGGUGACCUGUCUCGGAAAGGACAGACACGAAGCCAGAGCAGAUAUUUGGAGCCAACACCAAGCGGCUGCUGGGAUCUCAGGCCCUCUGGGGUUGACGCCAGGGAUUCCAACACUCAAGGCAUUGGCUCCAGAACCUUGGAGACCAGGAGCCAAAACAGGGUUCUUGUGCGAAGCUGGGCAUCUCGAGGAACACCCCCAUCAUGAAAGGGAAAUUAACACACAUGGAUAAAAUAAAAAUCACGGAAAGGGACAAAGAUUUCGAUUGGUUUGUUAACUUUCAGAAAUAAAAAUGUUCAGGCGUACCAUACCCUAGGACAAGUUAACACAAUGAUUAACCCUGGGCUUCAAAGAUUAAAAAAAAUAACUAAUGUAGACAAUUUAAAACUUAAUGUCAUAGCAAAUAGAUUUUAGAGCAAAACAAACAAAAGUUGUCACUAGUUUUAAAAGGCUGACUAUGUUAAUGAUAGAGUUCUCAUUGAUUAGAAAACAUCACAGUUUUAAACUACUAUGCUCUUCAUAAUAUAACCCCAAAAUACAUAAAGCAGAAUUGACAGGAGAGCAAAAAGAACCAGACGAACCAACCAUCACAGAUGGGAAGUUUUCAUACAACUUUCUCUCCUCUCUGUAACUAAAACAAAGUCAAACAGACAUUGAAACAAACAAA